CCGAUUCAGCUGGAGCAACAAACAGACUUGGUGAGGUGGAUAUGGUAGCAAAACUGGAGGUGCCCAAGUCUGGAAAAGUUCUUAAUAAAAAGAGAAAAUACGCACAGUUUUAUUUGGAAUUAGGUCAGUCUGAUUUUCUGCUGCACGCUUGUACAAUUUGUGGAUUUAAGUAUGCCAAAGGUGAUGAAGGGGAUGAAAAGGUUCACAAAACAUUUCACAAGAAUUACACUCACGGCAUUCAGUUUAAGGGGUGGCGAAAUGAAAGAGUUAUAUACGUUCCUUCGCUUGACACUGGGCGUGUUAUCAUAGUGUUAAGCGAUGACCCUCCUGCUCAAAGAAGCAAGGUUCAGGAUGUUGUUAAGAUGAUGGAGAUGGAUCUUGGGGAUGGGUGGAUAUUUCAUCAGCACUGCAAGGUGUAUCUGUUUGUAUCUUCUGGAAGAGUUACUGGCUGUCUAGUUGCAGAACCAAUAGAGAAGGCCUAUCGGAUUGUUUCAAGCUCAACAGGAAAAAAGUCUCAGGAUCAAAAUGGAAAAGGAGGAAGAGAGAAUUCAGUGGUUCUCCAAUUUGGUGAAGUGAGCUUCCAAAGAGAAAUAGUGAGAAAGAAUAACUCUGCCAAAGGCAAGGAAAUGUGUGAUUCAGUCACUGGAGAGAUCUUAUGUGAGAAGGAAGCUGUACCUGCUAGUUGUGGUAUAAGGGCCAUUUGGGUUACUCCUUCCAACAGAAGGAAGCACAUCGCGAGUCACUUGCUGGAUGCUGUGAGGUAA
This is a messenger RNA of Coffea eugenioides, 764 nucleotides long. Its product is annotated as protein CHROMOSOME TRANSMISSION FIDELITY 7-like. The transcript has 4 exons. Gene Ontology annotation, cellular component: nucleus; chromatin. Gene Ontology annotation, molecular function: protein-lysine-acetyltransferase activity. Gene Ontology annotation, biological process: mitotic sister chromatid cohesion. Lineage: Eukaryota; Viridiplantae; Streptophyta; Magnoliopsida; Gentianales; Rubiaceae. Bases 42 to 764 code for a protein of 240 amino acids. The record is from RefSeq and is a predicted model, not a curated record.